Molecule: messenger RNA, 2053 nt
Organism: Nyctereutes procyonoides (raccoon dog)
Lineage: Eukaryota; Metazoa; Chordata; Mammalia; Carnivora; Canidae
Gene: MVK
Product: mevalonate kinase
Biological process (GO): cholesterol biosynthetic process; isoprenoid biosynthetic process
Cellular component (GO): cytoplasm
Molecular function (GO): ATP binding; mevalonate kinase activity
Source: RefSeq, a predicted model, not a curated record
GAUAGGACGAUUUCCCCGGACAGGGGCGGUGCUCGGGGACUAAAUCCAGAGCCGUUCGGGCUUGGGGUCCCAGGACCACCUGAGGCCAGGGUUCUCGGGAGCCAUGCUGUCAGAAGUCCUGCUGGUGUCCGCCCCAGGGAAAGUCAUCCUUCAUGGAGAGCAUGCCGUGGUCCAUGGCAAGAUAGCCCUGGCUGUGGCCUUGAACUUGAGAACAUUCCUCCGGCUUCAGCCCCACAGCAAUGGGAAAAUGUGCCUCAACUUGCCGAACAUUGGCGUCAAGCGGGCCUGGGAUGUGGCCAUGCUUCAGCUGCAGGACACAAGCUUUCUGGAGCCAGGGAACACCACGGGGGACGCCGCAGCGCCCACCUCAGAGCAAGUGGAGAAGCUGAAGGAGGUGGCAGGCUUCCCCAAGGAUGGCACCGACCCCGAGUGUCUGGCUGUGCUGGCUUUCCUUUACCUGUACCUGUCCAUCUGCCGGAAGCAGAGGACCCUGCCCAGCCUGGAUAUCACGGUGUGGUCAGAGCUGCCCACGGGGGCUGGCCUGGGCUCCAGCGCCGCCUACUCUGUGUGUCUGGCAGCUGCUCUCCUGACCGCGUGUGAGGCGAUUCCAAACCCGCAGAACAAUGGCGAGUCCGCUACCAGGUGGACCAUGGAGGAUUUGGAAUUAAUUAACAAGUGGGCCUUCCAAGGGGAGAGAAUGAUUCAUGGGAACCCCUCUGGAGUGGACAACACCAUCAGCACUUGGGGAGGAGCACUCCGAUACCAACAAGGAAAGAUCUCAUUCAUAAAGAGGCUGCCGGCUCUGAAGAUCCUGCUGACCAACACCAAAGUCCCUCGCAGCACCAAGGCUCUCGUGGCCAGCGUCAGGAGCAGGCUACUUAAGUUCCCUGAGAUCGUGGCCCCCCUGCUGACCUCUAUAAAUGCUAUUUCCCUGGAAUGCGAGCGGACACUGGAGGAGAUGGCUUCGGCCCCAGCCCCAGAGCACUACCUCGUGCUGGAAGAGCUCAUCGACAUCAACCAGCACCAUCUGAAUGCCCUUGGUGUGGGCCAUGCCUCGCUGGACCAGCUGUGCCAGGUGACCAUGGCCCAUGGACUGCACAGCAAGCUCACUGGUGCGGGCGGCGGUGGCUGUGGCAUUACGCUCCUCAGGCCAGAUCUGGAGCAGCCAGAGGUAGAGGCCAUGAAGCAGGCUCUGACCAGCUGCGGGUUUGACUGCUGGGAGACCAGCAUCGGGGCCCCUGGUGUCUCCAUCACUCGGCUGCCUCCCUGGACGCCCAGGUGCAGCGAGCCCUGGAUGGCCUCUGAGAUGAGCCCGCCCGCUGCACAAGAAACCCCACCUGGAGUAUUCCGGGUGCCAGAGUCCACCUCUGCUGGCCAGCGGGCCGCAGCCCUGCGUGACGGCCUUCCCAGCGGCCGCACCCCUCCAGGCCCAGCAGUGCAACAUGGAACCUACAGUGGGCUGGGGUGCCCUGGAAGACCCCGUCUGUGAUCUGCCUUCUCUUGAGCCACCGGGCAGUGGGACCAUGUGGGGUCCUGUGAGAUGUGAGGAGCUUCCUAUCCUCCCCAAAGCUCUCACACACCCAUCUGCUUUGGGCUUCUGUUGCCUUCUCACACCCUCUCCCCACUGGGCUGGCGGCUCCGAUGCAGUUGUCUGGCCUCUGGAGCAGUGUGCCUUCUCCCUCCCACGCCUCUGCUCUUUACCUGUCUUGAGGGCCUGGCCCCUCCCACCUCCUCCAGGAAGCUUUCCCUGACCCCUGGCAGGGAGGUGACCUUAGUCCCACCUUCCUCCGGUACAGACCCUUCCUUCCUGUACAGGAGGAAGGUGGGACUAAGGUCACCUCCUGUCUGUUUGAACCGUUCAGCACUUUGUGUGGUCUGCUCUCCGGCAAGACUGUGGGCUCCCUAGGGGUGGUCUGGGUGGUGGUCUCUGCCUUCCGCCCUCCCGUUUGAGAGCUGGCCAAAGGCAUGGUGGAUGUACCCUGUUUCUUCCAGUCUGUACCCAUGGGAUUUGCAGAAAACACAGCAGAGAGGAAAUAAAAAGCUCUUGAGUAAA